This is a messenger RNA of Scleropages formosus (Asian bonytongue), 2043 nucleotides long. RefSeq names its product Krueppel-like factor 6. The record is from RefSeq and is a predicted model, not a curated record. Gene Ontology annotation, molecular function: RNA polymerase II cis-regulatory region sequence-specific DNA binding; DNA-binding transcription factor activity, RNA polymerase II-specific. Gene Ontology annotation, biological process: regulation of transcription by RNA polymerase II. Bases 281 to 1123 code for a protein of 280 amino acids. The transcript has 4 exons. Lineage: Eukaryota; Metazoa; Chordata; Actinopteri; Osteoglossiformes; Osteoglossidae.
GGGAGGCUGGUCGCAGGUUUGAAUAGGGAAGUUUACAGCGCGUGAGACGCGCAGUCCGUGUGGUGUUUGCAGGUCGCGCGAACAACGUACGGUGCGUCUGUAAGAAGAGGAGGCUGCUGCUGCUGCUUGGAACCGCCAAACACAUUUUUAUUCAUAUGCAAGGCGCGUGCUGCAAGUGUACCAGGAUCCCUCGCGCACGGGUGGAACUUCCAAAAGAGAUUUAAACAUUCUUUUUUUCCUCCCCUCAUCCGAGUAGUUGCAUUUACGCGUGGGAUUUACAAUGGAUGUCAUUCCGAUGUGCAGCAUCUUUCAGGAACUUCAGAUCGUCCACGACACGGGCUACUUCUCGGCUCUGCCCUCCCUCGAGGAGUACUGGCAGCAGACUUGUUUGGAGCUGGAGAGGUACCUUCAGAGCGAGCCCUACGUUUCCACAGCGGACCUCAAGUUCGAUGGCCAGGAGGACCUCUGGAGCAAGCUCAUUCUGGCCUGUGGGGACAAAGGAACGUCCGACUCGAAAGUGCCCGUCGUAAAAGAGGAGGACAGUCCAGACAGCCUUGUCCUGGAGACGAGCCUCUUCCACUCGGACGCCAGCAGCGAGGCGUCCGACAGCUCCGAGGAGCUCUCCCCGACGCUCAGCUACGGCGCAAACCCCCUGAACAACGUUCUGGUUGGCACGGCACGCCUGGGCUCCCCGGAUGCGGGCAGCCCGCCUCCAUCCCCAGAAACGGCCCGCGACCUAGCCGCGCAGCAGGUGUGGCCUGACCUACAGGGGGCGCUGCCCUCUCCGGGGAAAGGGCGCUCGGCACGGAGCCCGGAAAAGGGACUCCUUGGUGACGGGGAAACGGCAGCGGAUGGAAGGCGGCGAGCGCACAGGUGUCACUUCAACGGGUGCCGGAAGGUGUAUACCAAGAGCUCCCACCUGAAAGCGCACCAGCGCACCCACACAGGUGAGAAGCCGUACAGGUGUUCGUGGGAAGGGUGCGAGUGGCGUUUUGCACGGAGCGACGAACUAACGCGGCACUUCAGGAAGCACACAGGUGCCAAGCCUUUCAAAUGCUGCCACUGCGACAGGUGUUUCUCCAGAUCCGACCACUUGGCGCUUCACAUGAAGAGACAUCAGUGAGCGAACCUUGGGGGGAGAGCUGGGGCCGCAGGGCGAAGAGUGAGGGAUAGGUCUUGUUACUCAGCUAGCUUCACUUUUGGACGCCCCCUAGUGGAUGGGAUGGUGUUCCAGCCAAAGCAUGCCAUUUUGCGCCAUCCCCCCCCCCCCCCGCCCCCGGUGCCUCCAGGACGUGUCGGGAGAAAAAGCUCCAAAGGUUUUCGACACAAGCGCAAAUUACGGUGCAGAAAAAUGUUCAGCAGCUGGGAAGGAGUCGGGGAAAAAAAAGAAAGAAAGAAAUUUAAAAAAAAAAAAAAAAAAAAAGAAAGAAAGAAAGAAAAAAGAGUGAAUAGGUCUUAAUGGUUGGGGGACCUCUGGGACACACAUAAUGGGACUUGAUUGGCUCCCGAAUUCUCUGCCGUGAGCAUGUGCACUGAGAGCGUUUGACGAGGCCACUGCUCACCUGUCCUUCCCCGGGACCGAAUGAUACCGAGGAGCAGUUUUCUUUUUGCUCAAACAUUGUCGGCCCACGUCGCUCAGGUUUCCAUGGGGGUUUGUUGCCAAGGCCACCGGGGAGGUGGGUGGAGCCUGGAUGGGUGGGGGACUGUCGACUCAGCAGCGCCCGUCCAGCGUGGGCCGAAUUCUCAUUCUUUAUCACGAGGGACGUUCUCAUGCUUGGUGCAGCUACUAAAUGUGCAAUCUGUUCAGUAGCCUGUCUGACACGCUACGAAGCUCAUUUGUAGUCCGGUGUAUAAGCUGUGUACCUAGAGAUAUAACACAACUAUAACGUCAUUAUACUAGACAGGUGUUGCAUGGUUCUCAGUUUUGUGCACUCCCUGUUACUUGUAAUCAGGACUGCAAGUUUGAAUAAAAGAGCAGCUAAACUAUGAAAAAAAAAAAUGGUAAAAAUGUUACAAUAUAUUGUACAUAAAACCUUGAUUUUU